Messenger RNA from Cinclus cinclus, 1626 nucleotides. RefSeq names its product small integral membrane protein 3-like. The coding region runs from base 681 to 983 and encodes 100 amino acids. The transcript has a single exon. Lineage: Eukaryota; Metazoa; Chordata; Aves; Passeriformes; Cinclidae. The record is from RefSeq and is a predicted model, not a curated record.
UUCAGUCGCAGCCGGUGCCACCCGGUGCCACCCCUGCCAUGGGCACGGACGCUUUCUGUGCAUCCUGGAGCUCUGGGGGAGCCCAGGUGCUCUGUGCCAGUGCCUCACCACCCUCACAGCGAGGGAUUUCUUCCCAAUGUCCCAUCUGUCACUCCCUCUGGCAGUGGGAAGCAGUUGCAUCUUAUUCUGUCACCCCGAGCCCUUGUCCUAAAUCCCUGUCCUGCUCUGAGAAGGGAGAGAAAAACACAGGGCACAGACAGGGCAAGGGCAGCUGCCGCCUCUCCCCCACGGCAGUUGUGUCCCGCACCCCCGAGGUGCCGGAGCAGGACGGGGGCACAGCCGCGGUCCCCGUGGAGGGGUCCCCGGCCCCUCCGUCCCCUUCAGCUGAUGGAUAACUCGGUGACUCAGCACGAGGUGCGGGUGGGGGGGACACACGAGGCUCCCCAAAACCGGGGGUGCUCCUUGCUGACCUGACCCCACCGUUUCCCCACGGGAUGACAGAGUGGUGAGCGACCAGCGGGACACUCGGUUGUGGCUUUCCUUUAUCAGUUCCUGUAACAAACAGUAGCCAUUAAUAGGGAACUUUUCCCCUCGGGUUUUAUCCUGUGUCUUCAAAGCAUCCUGUAAAUCCUGCAGGCAAUUGAAGGAGCCUUUAGCAAAGGCUCUCGAAGGAGCCCAAGAUGAAAGCAAGAACCUGGGCACAGGGGUGUCCCCGGAGAGAGCAGCAGAGGACUGGGGGGGACUCUGGCUAUGAGAGGGUUGGAGGGGGCUGCCCCACCACCCUUCUGCCUUGCCCUUGCAGGAUGGACCUCCCUCACCUCACGAAUCCUACCGACCUCCCCAAGCACAUCCUGGAUAUCUGGGUCAUCGUCCUGAUCAUCCUGGCCACCAUCCUCAUCAUGACGGCGCUGGUGCUGUGCCCAGCCACUGCUGUCAUCAUCUACCGAGUACGAACGCACCCGACACGCAACGGCAUCGUCUGAGCCAUGGGCAGUGGGGGACGGCCAGCUCGCUGGGCUGGGGGCUACAGCCAUGGGACCCUGUGCCACGGACCUCCACGGGGCACUCUGAGAGCUGGAGCGUGGGCAGGAGCUGGGGUGGGCCAGCACCCAGACCUGCUGCUGUACGUGGCUCUCACUGGCUACCCACUGCUCAUUUUGCCCACCGACCUCAUGGGGACAAAGAGGGAAAUGACAGCAUGGGCAGCAGUGGGGAGAGGUGUGACUUUGUGGACAUGUCUCAGCUGGAAAUAUCUCACUUCCAUGAGGGAGGCAGGCUGCUCUCGCCUUCACCGGUGACACUGUGUCCUCCCAGGCAAGCAGCAAGGAGUGGAAAUGCCUGACCAAGUUAUAUCUUCUUUGGAGUCCCAGCUGUCAAGGUGUUUGGGGACAAAAGAGUCAAAGCAAGAUGGAUGGGGCUUCUGGUUGUGCGUUUAGUGCUUGGCUAAAAGCAUCCGUGACAGAGCUGGCUGCACAGCAGACGUGCAGCCGGCACCGGCUUCUCCUCAGUCCAUCAUCUGCAGCAAUGGUAGGAAAAUCCUGCAGGGCUCCUGGUUCCUCUGGGUCUUGUGGGGCAGAGGAUUGUGUGCAGUUCUGCCAGCCCUCCUGUGUGCAUGCUGGCUGCAUU